Molecule: messenger RNA, 1656 nt
Organism: Neofelis nebulosa (Clouded leopard)
Lineage: Eukaryota; Metazoa; Chordata; Mammalia; Carnivora; Felidae
Gene: TM7SF2
Product: transmembrane 7 superfamily member 2
Exons: 10
Coding region: 181-1437 (418 amino acids)
Biological process (GO): sterol biosynthetic process
Cellular component (GO): endoplasmic reticulum membrane; nuclear inner membrane
Molecular function (GO): oxidoreductase activity, acting on the CH-CH group of donors, NAD or NADP as acceptor
Source: RefSeq, a predicted model, not a curated record
CGGGUCCAUUUAAAGACCUCGGCGCUCGGCCGCUUGUAGUCCGAGCUCGGGGACCAAGCAGGUGCUUGCGUGAAGCGGGCCGAUCCUCUGCGUCACCAAGCUCAUCUCCUGGGGGAUGGGGUGGACGGUGUUCCUUUGACGGACGCUUGUGUACCCCCGGCCCCGGGUGGAGUGGAGACCAUGGCCUGUCCUCGGGGCUCCCGGGCUCCGCUGGAAUUCGGGGGACCCCUGGGCGCCGCGGCGCUGAUGGCGCUGCUCCCCGCCACCAUGUUCCACCUGCUCCUGGUGGCCCGCUCGGGCCCGGCGCGCCUGCUGGGCCCACCCCCCUACCUGCCGGGUCCCGACGUGCUGUGGAGCCCGCGGGUGCUGCUGCUGUGGCUCACCUGGCUCGGCCUUCAGGCGGCUCUCUACCUACUGCCGGCGCGCAAGGUGGCCGAGGGGCUGGAAUUGAAGGACAAGAGUCGCCUGCGCUACCCCAUUAACGGCUUCCAGGCCCUGGUGCUGACGGCCCUGUUGGUGGGCUUGGCAGUGUCCGCGGGGCUGCCUCUGGGGGCGCUUCCGGAAAUGCUCGUGCCCUUGGCGUUUGCGGCCACCCUCACCUCCUUCAUCUUCAGCUUCCUUCUCUACCUGAAGGCGCUGGGAGUCCCUCCCUCCGCCCUGGCACCUGGGGGGACCUCAGGCAACCCCAUCUACGACUUUUUCCUGGGACGGGAGCUCAACCCGCGCAUCUGUUCCUUUGACUUCAAAUAUUUCUGUGAACUGCGGCCUGGCCUCAUCGGCUGGGUCCUCAUCAACCUGGCCCUGCUGAUGCAGGAAGCGGAACUUCGGGGGAGUCCCUCACUGGCCAUGUGGCUGGUCAACGGCUUCCAGCUACUCUAUGUGGGUGAUGCUCUCUGGCAUGAGGAGGCUGUUCUCACCACCAUGGACAUCACGCACGACGGGUUUGGCUUCAUGCUGGCCUUUGGGGACCUGGCCUGGGUGCCCUUCACUUACAGCCUGCAGGCCCAAUUUUUGCUGCACCACCCGCAGCCCCUGGGGUUGCCCAUGGCCUCCGCCAUCUGUCUCAUCAACGCUCUUGGUUACUACAUCUUCCGAAGAGCCAAUUCCCAGAAGAACACCUUCCGAAAGAAUCCUUCUGACCCCAGAGUGGCUGGCCUCGAGACCAUCCCCACGGCCACGGGGCGGCAGCUGCUGGUGUCCGGGUGGUGGGGUAUGGUCCGCCACCCCAACUACCUCGGGGACCUCAUCAUGGCUCUGGCGUGGUCCUUGCCCUGCGGGGUGUCUCACCUGCUGCCCUAUUUCUACUUCCUCUACUUCACGGCGCUCCUGGUGCACCGGGAGGCCCGGGAUGAACAGCAGUGCCUACAGAAGUACGGCCUGGCCUGGCGGGAGUACUGCCGGCGCGUGCCUUACCGAAUCCUGCCCUACGUCUACUGAAGCAGCUCUACCGACCCCGGGCGGGGGCCCGUGCCCACCCGCCCAUCAGCGCACCCAGCACCAGGAGCCUGGCCCCCUCCCCUGCUCUGAGCUCCCACAGGCAGGGGUGAACAGCCUCAGGGAGGUGCUCCGGAGAGAGGAGAAAUGAAGCCAGUGCCCCAAAAAUGGGGGUGCAGGGGCUGCUCGUCCUCCUCGGAUAAACAUCUGGAACCCUUGGUA